Molecule: messenger RNA, 816 nt
Organism: Daphnia pulex (common water flea)
Lineage: Eukaryota; Metazoa; Arthropoda; Branchiopoda; Diplostraca; Daphniidae
Exons: 4
Coding region: 16-405 (129 amino acids)
Source: RefSeq, a predicted model, not a curated record
CGACCAGCAGCGAAGAUGAGGAGCAUUCUUGCGUCAUCUGCUCCCAAUUCAUCAAGGAGGAGGCCAGUACCGGCAAACAAGAGCCGCAAAACGGAAAACGCCGAAGUCACGCUGGAAAACGUUUUCAAGGUACUCCGGCGCUCGACUCAACCGGCCCAUUUGCUCAUCUUGUCGGCCGUCAUAGCCUUGGCUAUGCUAUUUUACCCUCGUAGUAAAUCGAGCUUGGUUGUAAUCCAACCGACGGCCGACUCUACACUGUGGCCGCUUCUCUAUCUCUCCUCAUUCAGCAUCUUGUUCGGCGCCCAAAUGUGGAUGACAUUCGUUUCAGGCCUGGUUCUGCUCUUCAUUCUGCCGCGUCACACGUUUGCCUGCGUCCAGAGCGCUCUCUUACCGAAGUAUACAUGAUUCUCAACGGAGUGACUGGGCUGGCCGUCCUCAUUAGUUUCGUCCAGACCAAGAAAUUCUGGUCGUCACAAGAAAAUUACCAGGUUGUGGGCUUGAUUGUCAACUGCUUGUGCCCGCUGAUUGCCCGCAUCAUCGUCGUGCCGAGUUUGCUUGAGCGCAUUCGAGCCAAAGUGAUUCUGGAGCGGGCCGCCGGACACGGGCCGGAAGCCGGGCCGAGGCUGCCGUCGACGACGGACGCCCUGCUCAAACAGUGCCCCACUUACAGCCGAACGUGCCAACGUUUUCGCCAGCUCCACGCCAUCGUGGCCGUCGUCAACAUCGUCACCCUCGCCUGUAACGCCUUCCACUUGUACUAUCUCGCCUCUAAAAUCUCUUUCCAUCACUAACAACUCGAUUUUAACCAAAUUUAAA